Andrographis paniculata is the source of this 3229-nucleotide messenger RNA. RefSeq names its product CBL-interacting protein kinase 2-like. NCBI's taxonomy places the organism in Eukaryota, Viridiplantae, Streptophyta, Magnoliopsida, Lamiales, Acanthaceae. The record is from RefSeq and is a predicted model, not a curated record. The transcript has 3 exons. The coding region runs from base 1216 to 2574 and encodes 452 amino acids. Gene Ontology annotation, molecular function: protein kinase activity; ATP binding. Gene Ontology annotation, biological process: signal transduction; protein phosphorylation.
CAACACAACAAAAACAGAAAAUGGGUUUCUAAGUAGCAGUACUACUAUUAUAUGUGAUUUUGGUUGAAAAAUAAAACCGAAGAAAAUCAAGAGAGAGAGAGAUGAAUUUGAUUUCAUGCAUGAUGCAUAACUCUCGAUAAGAAAGAAUUAUGAAUAGAGAGAGAGGAGGAUGACGAUGAGUUGGAAGGAAGUAGGAAUUAGGAAAGUGGCGUGGAUUACAGUCAGCUCAGCUCACCACCAGCCGUUUUAAACCUACCUGCUGCCUGCCUGCUUGUCCUUUCCUUUGUGCACUAGCGCUUCCUGCCUUCCUUCUCAAAUAUAACCCCCAAAAUUGGGGUUGGCAUUGGCAUUGGCAUUGGCAUGGCGAUAAGAUCUUGAGAACAAAGGAAGGAAGGAGAAGAUAAGAGAAGAGAAGCCCUCUACACCAACUAGCAGUAGUGCGGUGCUGUCUGAUACCAUUCAUUCAUUCCACAGGUUGCGGAGAUGUAUCGUUCAAAACGGUGUCAUUUUUGUUGAUGAAAUUGGAUACAUGCGCUUUUGAAUAACCAUCGAGAUCGGAAUCCGAACCAGACGAAAGAAAGGUCUUCAGGUUGGUUUGUCAGAAAGACGAUCUCAACCCACCUCUUCCCUUCUCUUUCGUUUCCUUUUUAUUUCUCUUGGAAUCUGUGAUUGUUUUGGGUUUGCGCGAUCUCAAUGUUGCUUGCUUGCUUGUUUACUGAAACUUCAUUCUCAUCUAGAAUCACGCGUUUUUCAGUUCUACUGGCUGGCCGGUCUCCACUCCAAGCAACAGUACUAAGAUCUCAAUAUAGUAUUAUUUUAAAAAAAUUCUGAUUCUACGAUGAUAUUUUAAUUUUGAAAUUUUGAUUUCCUCCUUCCCCUCUCCUUAUUUUCAAGUUCAAUAUAUAAAAUACAGGGUGGGAAUGCGGAAAGAUGUGCUUCGCGGGGAGACGGCCAAUCUUUGACUUUGGUGAGGUGGAGGAAGCCCCACCUUGUCCUGCUGCUGCUGAUACCACCAGAUAUACAUUCUGCAGUCCUAUACACUUGCGCUUUCAGAGGCCAGCUUUUGGUGAAUACCUUAGACGGCUAAUUCCGCACAAUGCUAUCUGCAGCGACGAUGAUGGUUGAGUCAAGGUGGUGUUUUUGAACUGGUAAAACUUAUCUGGGAGGCGAACAAGUAGUUAGAUCUAUAUCUGUAUCUGUGUCUUCUAUCUUUGAAUGGAGGAGAGUAAAGGGGUUGUGCUGAUGCAAAAAUAUGAGGUGGGUAAAUUGCUGGGACAAGGCAACUUUGCCAAGGUCUAUCACGCCCGGGAUAUCAAGACUGGUACGAGUGUGGCCGUUAAGGUGAUUGACAAGGAUCGGAUCUUGAGAAGGGGAAUGGCUGAUCAAAUCGAGAGAGAAAUAUCUGUGAUGAGACUCAUCAGGCACCCCAACAUUGUGCAGCUCUAUGAGGUGAUGGCCAGCAAGGCCAAGAUUUAUUUCGUGAUGGAGUAUGUGAAGGGAGGUGAGCUCUUUAAAAGGCUGGCCAGAGGGAAACUGAAAGAAGAUGCGGCCAGGAAGUAUUUUCAGCAGCUGAUUGUUGCUGUGGACUUGUGUCACAGCAGGGGCGUCUAUCACCGGGACCUGAAACCUGAGAACAUAUUGUUGGAUGAAGCUGGAAACCUCAAGGUCUCAGACUUUGGGUUGAGCGCUCUUGCUGAAUCCGCGAGGCAGGACGGCUUACUUCACACAGUCUGUGGAACCCCUGCCUAUGUUGCCCCAGAAGUCAUCAACAGGAGAGGAUAUGACGGGUCCAAAGCCGAUAUCUGGUCUUGCGGGGUGAUCUUGUUUGUGCUCUUAGCAAGACGCCUCCCAUUCCACGAUUCAAAUGUAAUGGAGAUGUACAGGAGAAUAGCCAGUGCGGAGCUCAAAUAUCCCACUGGGAUGUCUCCCAGCGCUUGCAGUCUCAUCUCUAAGAUAUUGGAUCCUGAUCCAAACACCAGGUUCUCUAUUCCGCAGAUCAUGGAAAACUCUUGGUUCCGCAAAGGUUUCAAAUCCAGAGAAAAGAGGAGGUGUGAGGAAAAUAUGAAUCAUGCAGCGGCAGGAGGAGCCAGCAAUAGCAAUAGCUGCUGCGGGAAUAGCAGCAGCACCGAGAACAUGAAGGUGGCGGCAGCGGUUGCCUUGAACGCCUUCGAUAUCAUCUCACUGUCGGCUGGUUUCGACUUGUCAGGCAUGUUUGAGGAGGAGGAGGAGGGGGAGAAGAAAGAAGUGAGGUUCAUGUCGGAGCAGCCGGCCUCGAGCAUCAUCUCAAAGCUGGAGGGAUUAGCAAAGCGGCUGAAGAUGAAGGCCAAAAAGAAGCAGGGGGGGUUUGUGAGACUGGAGAGUAGUAAGGCGGGGAGGAAAGGGGCGUUGUGUAUAGAGGCUCAGGUGUAUGAGGUGGCCUCGGCCCCGCCUUUCCAUUUAGUUGAGAUGAGGAAAUCCAGUGGGGACACGCUGGAAUAUCUAAAGCUGCUGAAGCAGGAGAUCAGGCCCUCCUUGGAAGACAUCGUGUGGACCUGGGCAUGGCCGGGCCCGGGAGGAGGAAUGGGCCAAGGCUGAUCGAUGCUGGUUCACCCCACCCCACCCCACCCCCACUGACGACGAUGGUGAUGCUUCUCUUCUCUGCCGGUCAAGCCUAGACUAGACUAGACUAGGUGUAGGUGGUAGUUAUGGAUGGAGGGACGGGCGGGCGGGCAUCUCUCCUUUCUUGCGACUUCCAACUUCCAAAUCCAAGUGAGAUGGAUGGAUGGAUGGGCGUUUGCUUUCUAUUUAUUUAUUCUAUGAGUAUGAGUGAAACAAACAAUGUUAAGAAAUUAAGAUGGAUCGGUCGUUAGUUCCAUUUCCAUGUUGGGCAGCAAUCAAGGUACGGAUGAAACCGUAAAUGAAAUUAAAAAAAAAACAAAGAAGGGUGCGUGUGGGGCCGCGGCACCCUUGCGACCAUCAAGAUCCAAGAAGCAGUUGAGUACAAAGAGACCCAUCAUCGUCGUCGUCCAUUCAGGGUUGGCUGGCUUGGCUCUGCUCUGCUACACUAAGACGCAAAUCAUUACACUCUGCCAGUUGAGUACACCAUUAUGGAUGGCGAUUUUGAUCUAACACCACACCACACUACAUUACGCACCUGCGAAUCCAAUCCAAUCCCACCUCUCUCUAACUAUUAUCAUAUCAUAUUCUAGUAUAUGUUUCCAAAGUAGCCAAGGGACAAUGAUGAUGAUGA